Daucus carota subsp. sativus is the source of this 1186-nucleotide messenger RNA. RefSeq names its product VQ motif-containing protein 22. The transcript is spliced from 2 exons. The record is from RefSeq and is a predicted model, not a curated record. Bases 126 to 818 code for a protein of 230 amino acids. NCBI's taxonomy places the organism in Eukaryota, Viridiplantae, Streptophyta, Magnoliopsida, Apiales, Apiaceae.
UACUUAAUCCAUUCAACAUUCACUAUGCCCUAUCUUUGACCACUCAUUUUUAUAUUCAACUAUAAAACCAUUCAAACUUAUGCUUCAAAUUUGAUACUUAGCCCUUUUUUUUUCUUCAAACAACUAUGAAUGACACUAACAAUGGCUCUACUGAUCCUAAUCAGUGGUACCAUUACUACCAGCAGUCCAAUAGUACUGCUGCCAAUCCCGCCUCUGGCGUCGGAUUCGGGUUACCCGAAACUGAUAAUACUAUAGUCACCACAAGUUUUACCACAAACAAUACUUCGGGGCCUAACAAUUCGACUUCUUUAGGAACCAGUGAUGCUCACCUGAAUCCUCAAGGAUCAUCAGGGAAGCCGAUUCGUCGAAGGUCCAGGGCUUCACGGAGGACUCCAACCACACUUCUCAAUGCAAGUACCACAAAUUUCAGAUCCCUUGUGCAGCAAUUCACUGGCUGUCACAAUACCAAGGGUCCAUCAUUUGGCUCACAGAAGGGUCCGGUUAAUUUGAGCUUCGGGAACCAAAAUGAUCAGCAGGUUUUCAGUACAAGCUCAAGAAUCGCGCCAUUGGGACCCGAUUACACGUAUAAUCAGCAGAUCAAUCCUGUUGUUCAGCAACACUGGCAACAACAACAGCAACAACAACAGGAAAUGUAUGGAAACUCACAGAUUAAUAACAACAAUUUUAACAACAUGCAAAGUGGAGGCCUGGAUGAUUUCGGUAUCGAUGAUGUGCCCGAUUUGCACGAACUUGUGGAUGAAUCUUCUUCGUUCAGUACUGGAGAUAACAACAGGGAUGGUAGUAACUAUUACUUCUGAUCAGGGCAUCUGGAAUCAUCUCUGGAGAAUUUUAAUAUAUAUGGUGAUCAUGAAAUCAGCUGCAAUGUAAAUAUUUUUUCUUUCGAAUAAAAAGAAGCUUGUAGCAGGCUAUUGGAGAUUCUCACAGGCUUAAACAGUUUCAAGCAGGUAAAAAAAUUUAGCGGUGAAGCAGACGCUUAAGCGGACCACUUUUAAUACCGGAGUCAUUUUCUUGCGGUUCUAUAUUGUUGUUUCUUGCUGCAGACUAUUCGCAGUUCUUUCGUGAUGAAAUUUAUAUACACAUGGUGCAUGUGUGUGAGUCUGCAUGAGCGGGUGAUAUAUGCAGUAUUCACAUGAAUAGAGUUUAUGUAGUGUGAUGUCUGUUCUGA